UUGUAGUUUAAAAAUUACUCUGCUUUCAACUUGUAAAAUACCACUUCAACUAUUUUAUGUCGUACAAGAUCGAUUUUUUGUGAUGUGAUUUUUAAUUAUUUUGUAAGAAAAAUGAAUUUUCUACUUGGAAUCAAUCUUUUUAUCUGCUUUAUAGUAGGAUGUUACGCCUCAGGAGAAGAUAUAGCUCUCGAUGCAAAGGCUACAUUGUUACAUCGUAUAGAUAGUUUAAACCUACUUAUAUAUACUUGUCUUCUAACACUUACUGUACUCACUAUUUGGGUGUUUAAGCAUCGCCGUGUGAGCUGGCUCCAUGAAACUGGCCUCGCUGUUAUAUAUGGUCUCAUUGUUGGUGCAAUCAUUCGUUAUGGUGCCAGCACAAAUCAAGUUACCUACAUUGACGCUAUGCCUGCGGCAGACACAACCUACAAUUUGUCUGUGCCACCAGAUAUGUUGCGUUUACAUUUUCCUAACAAGAUGCAAACAUCUGCAGAAGGUAUCACUGUGCCAAAUAAAACCUAUGCAUACAGCUUCAGAGGUGAGAUAGUGAACAUGGCACAAAAUGAAAUUGAUUUGAAGGCAACAUUUGAUCCGGAGAUAUUUUUCAACAUAAUUUUACCUCCUAUUAUAUUUCAUGCCGGAUACUGUUUAAAGAGGAAAUAUUUCUUCCGCAACCUGGGCGCUAUAUUAACGUUCGCAAUGGUGGGCACAGCACUCUCGGCUCUCGUUAUCGGUUCUUUGAUGUACGGAUGUGUGCAGCUCAUGCCUAAGUCACUCGCAGCAAGCUUCACCUUUCUUGAUACUUUGUACUUCGGGGCAUUGAUAUCACCCACCGACCCACUCACUGUGCUCGCUAUAUUCUCACAGCUUAAGGUUGACGUUAAUUUAUAUGCAAUGAUAUUCGGAGAGAGUGUUCUAAAUGACGCAGUGGCUCUAGUACUAAGCGGAGCCAUUCAGAAUUAUGAGAAGAGGUAUUCAAAUGACGGCGGGUUUGAGAUCACUGCAUUUCUCGGUGCGAUCGGGGACUUUAUCGGGAUAUUCAGUCUGUCUCUCCUCAUCGGUGCUCUGAUGGGCUGUUUUACCGCAUUGAUGACAAAGUUCACUCACGUGCGGGACUGGCCGCUGCUGGAGUCUGCACUCUUCGUGCUCAUGUCCUACGCCGCCUUCCUCAUUGCUGAAGUCUGCGAGCUCACUGGUGUAGUGGCUGUGUUAUUCUGUGGCAUAUGUCAGGCACAUUAUACAUACAACAACCUGUCUGCGGACUCGCGCAAUCGCACCAAGCAACUCUUCGAGCUGCUCAACUUCCUCGCGGAGAACUUCAUCUUCACGUACAUCGGUGUCUCCAUGUUCACAUUCCCUAAGCAUCACUUCGAUCCCUGGUUUAUCAUCGCUGGAUUUAUAACAUCGACUCUGGGGCGAGCUGUCAACAUCUACCCGCUAUCCUUCCUGUUGAACCUCGGCCGCAAGCCACCCAUACCUAUCAACUUCCAACACAUGCUGUUUUUCUCUGGUCUGCGCGGUGCGAUGUCUUUCGCCCUAGCUAUACGUAACACGGUAUCUGAGGCGCGGCAGGCCAUGCUCACCACCACCUCGCUCAUCGUCAUCGCCACCGUGGUGCUGCAGGGCGGCGCCGCCACGCACGCGCUCGCCUACCUCCGGAUACCCACCGGGCAAGGACAAAACGAUGAAAAUGAAGCACUACCGUACCGUGAUGUAAGAAGCCUGUACCAGGCCACGGACACUGGCGGACCGAAUGGCAGCAUGGUAGUUAAGUGGGGCAAAGGAGACAGUGGAGUGAUAAUGCCUUGGCAACUAAAUAAACUCGCAGAGACGCCGCGCAGUGAGGGCGGGGAGAAGGCUCGACUGGCGCGGCUGUGGGGCGCGGUGGACUCCAAGUUGCUCAAGCCGCUGCUGACGCACGCUCGGCCGCCGCUCACAGACACCUUGCCGGCGUUCUUUAGACCCAUCGCCCGAGUGCUGACUACCACUCGCCAAUACACACAAGGAGAGAAUAACCUCCAUAGAACGGACUCUGAUUCAGAUUUGUGCAUCGACGAGCCGCAGCCGGUGCCCGCCAGCAUCGACCCGCAGCAAUUAUGGCCCGGACUUGUGGACACUCGGAUCUCUGUCGAAGGUAUUACUGGCAGUAACAUAUAAAUGUGAUUUAUUUUACGUCAGAUAUGUCCUCCGUAUAAAGGUAGACUGCAAUUGACGCAUCUGCAAUUGCGGAUGUCUAUGGACAGCGGUCGCUUCGCUAUUUCGGCGAAU
Molecule: messenger RNA, 2265 nt
Organism: Papilio machaon (common yellow swallowtail)
Lineage: Eukaryota; Metazoa; Arthropoda; Insecta; Lepidoptera; Papilionidae
Gene: Nhe3
Product: sodium/hydrogen exchanger 6
Exons: 16
Coding region: 112-2154 (680 amino acids)
Biological process (GO): proton transmembrane transport; sodium ion transport; regulation of pH
Cellular component (GO): membrane; recycling endosome
Molecular function (GO): sodium:proton antiporter activity
Source: RefSeq, a predicted model, not a curated record